This is a messenger RNA of Acanthosepion pharaonis, 549 nucleotides long. NCBI's taxonomy places the organism in Eukaryota, Metazoa, Mollusca, Cephalopoda, Sepiida, Sepiidae. The record is from the annotation of a GenBank genome assembly.
AUGGAUGGCGUCAGAUUAAUACUCAUUCGUGAUAAUCAAAUUUGCUUGCUUGCUCUCUCUCUCUCCCUCUCUCUAUACCUCUCCCUCUCUCUCUCCCCUUCUCUCUCACUCUCUCUCUCCAUCUAUCUUUCUCCCCCUAUCCCUCUCUCCCUCCCUCUCUCUCUCCCCCUCUCCCUCCCUCCCCCUCUACCCCCUCUCUCUUUUAGUAAUAUUUUCUAUAUUUUCUAUUUAUCUAUCUCUUUAAUUCUGUUUAUAUCUAUCUAUCUAUCUAUCUAUCUAUCUAUCUAUCUAUCUCAGCCUCUUGACUUCUAUCUAUGUAUGCUGUCUCAACAUCUAUCUAUCUAUCUAUCUAUCUAUCUAUCUAUCUAUCUAUCUUAUUUCCGUCUCUUCAUAUCUAUCUGUAUCUGUCAGUUUCUCUCUCUCUCUUUCUCUGUGUGUCUGUUUGUCUGUCUGUCUAUCUCUCUAUAUAUCUAUUUUCAUAUCCACAUAUACGUUUAUGCUUCUGUUCCUAUAUCGAUAGAUAAAGAGAUUGAAUGUGGAACUGAUUAA